AAUUUUAUGGAACUGCAAUAUUACUUUUUACAAAAUUCUAGAGUUUAUUCCGCCGUCUUAACAAUAUGUUUUACGAUUCAGUGGAAUUGUUCAGUGAAAGAAAAUUGUUUGGUCAUGUUUCGUGCCAGCUAAGCAAAAUUGCAGCCAAAUUUAUUGAUUACGAAAGGAAUAAAGUCAACACGGUUAAAUUUUUUUCGAGAAGGAAUUUUUCUAUGGAAACACUGACGUCGUUUCCCACCAUAAUCCCCAAAAUAGUGUUACGGUCUACAUGUUCAACUUUUCGUCUAGAAAGGAACGGGAAGAUUUUUAUGUACUCCUUACGCCGUUAAGUGAACCAAGCGAGUCACAGAGCGUUUAAACCGGAAGUUUGUUGAUGACGCACUUCAACAACAAUAGUAACGUAAUGUACAUCUGGACAAAUUAAAUUUACAUUUCCCGACUUCCGUCGACGAUAGUCACGGUAAUAAAUAAAGUCGAUAACAGACCUUUAUUCUGAAAGAAAGCACUCUGUAAAGUUUUAUGCGCGCUAUAUCAUGUGAAUUUGAUUGUGGCAGUGAAGACUGUUUUCAUGUCAAAACGUGUCCGUAUUCUGAGAAAAAUACCUGUGGUUAAACCGGAAGUGGACCAGUUUCUAAUGGAAUCGAAGCGAUAUAUCCAGUUUCCUCUUUUGCUGAUAUAUAUUUGAGAAGAACUGAAAAUAUAGGUAUUUGAAAGAGAACUGAAAAAGAUCCCCUACGCAAGAAAGAAGACAAAGAACUUUAAAACUUGAUUGUUAUUGUCCCAAAAGCUUGAAUAUUAAAGUUAGUCAGAAUCACCACUCGACUCGGUCAAUGACGUCAUCGUUGAAGGACCACUCCAACUUCCGUCUUUUCAGAGAAGUUAUAAAACUCCAAAUAAACGCCUUGCAAUAUUAUUGAUUCAGUUAGUAGAGCGUCUAAAGCCAAAACGAAAACACUAUCUCGGCCAGGGACUUGUCAUUGAUCGAUACAAGGAACUGAUAAUCGUAGUAAUAUAAAACGAAUCGGACAUAUUCAAAGCGGCGCGAUUCUUUUUAGAACAUUUUGCUCUAAAAAAGUAAAAAAAUGGAACAGGCGUUACCUUCAGAAAAACAUCGCGUUCAUCCAACAGAUGAGUCCUUAAUGGUUAAGGAUUGUAACUUUUUCCUGAGUCUCGCCGUGGUUGGUUUUGCUCUUGCUGCAGUGACUACAUUAGGGAACAGCGCGUUGCUGUUGACAAUUUUCAGGGACACUCGUCGCUUGCUUCAAACACCCCCGUCAUUGCUGAUCGCUAACCUGUGCGUUUCUGAUUUAGUGCUUGGAUUGAUCUCCGGCAACCUUGUGGCAGUGAAAGAUGUCUACCGAUUCCAGCAUUUGCCAGUUCCUCGCGAAUUGGAUCCAAUCAUUCGUUUGGUCCUUGGCUUGUCUUUGUUCGUCAGCAGCGGAACAAUAAUAGCACUGUCUUAUGAUCGCUACGUUGCUGUGAUGCACCCUUUAAAGUACAGAUCUACUGUUACAAGGACAAGAGUGAAGAUCUGCAUUGCCUUGAUCUGGGUAGUCGCUGUGACCGUCUGCUUUCUCCCACUUACAAGUGUCCCAGAAAAUAUAUUCAAGAUUGUGUACGCUCAUACUCACGCCUCGCUCCCGGCCUUACUGUUAACAGUCAUGUACUUUAAAGUUUUCCGCGCUUUAGGGGAAAGAAAACGUGAAUUGCGAGGCGCUGGCAUCACAUCGGAGAUGAGGAGCAAAAAGGUUCUGGAUCGCGAGCGAAACAUGGUCGUGACAAUUCUGUUAGUGCUGGCUUUGUUUUACGUGACAGUUUUACCUGAGUUCAUUGCGUUACAUCUCAUGCAGUUCUGCGAGUCAUGUAAGCAAUCGCUGACAUUUCUAAAGCUCGAGAUUGUAUUUUCACGGUUUCUUUUCCUGAACUCUGCAUUGAACCCUUUCGUAUAUUCGUGGAGAGUACCGAAAUAUCGCCGAGCAUUCACUUCUUGUUUUGUCAAAUUGAGGUUUCAGUUUUGCAAUGCGUUACCACGGAGCGCUACAGCUCAACGCAAGUCACGCAAGUGACGCAAGUGAACGUCUGAUAGAAUUUCCCUUGGUGUAACCUACACCGAUGCGGUUAAAAAAAAAUUGUACAGGCCAGUUUGUAGAUGUUAUUUUGUCAGGAGAAUAUAUUUCGGGCUAAAAUUCAGAUAUUGAAACUGAAGUAUAAUGAAAAUUGUACAUGGUUGUUCCUUGUAAAUAAUAAAUAAUAUAAUUUUCAACUGAAGAAGUA
This is a messenger RNA of Orbicella faveolata, 2274 nucleotides long. Its product is annotated as neuromedin-U receptor 1-like. Gene Ontology annotation, cellular component: membrane. Gene Ontology annotation, molecular function: G protein-coupled receptor activity. Gene Ontology annotation, biological process: G protein-coupled receptor signaling pathway. The record is from RefSeq and is a predicted model, not a curated record. Lineage: Eukaryota; Metazoa; Cnidaria; Anthozoa; Scleractinia; Merulinidae.